AUGGCUAGUCAGAAUACCACCGAUAUUCCCCCUGCGGCUGACGCUGCCCCUAGCACCCUGCCCGAUCGUACACAAAACCCCGCCGAGGGACAGGCGGGCGAGUCCAAAAACGCCGCGAAGAAGGCCGAGAAGGCUGCCAAAAUGGCUGCGGCCAAGGCUGAAAAGGCUGCUAAGCACGCCGCUGGAGUGAAGACUGAAAAGAAGGAGACUAAAAAGGCUCCCAAGAAGAAGGUCGACGGUGCUGCUCUUAUUGGUAUUGACGCGGCAAAAGAGGAGAACUUCCCCGACUGGUACCAACAAGUCCUCACAAAGGGUGACAUGUUGGACUACUAUGAUGUAUCGGGCUGUUUCAUUCUGAAGCCCGCUUCAUACUUCAUCUGGGAGGAAAUUCAGGACUACUUCAACAAGAAGAUCAAGAAGAUGGGUGUCAAGAACUGCUCGUUCCCAUUGUUUGUGACCGAGGAUGUUCUGCAGCGUGAGAAGGACCACAUCGAGGGCUUCGCUGCCGAGGUCGCUUGGGUGACUCACGCUGGCUCAACUCCUUUGGAGAAAAAGAUCGCCAUUCGUCCCACCUCUGAGACCGUGAUGUACCCAUACUACUCCAAGUGGAUUCGCAGCCAUCGUGAUCUGCCUCUGCGCCUGAACCAGUGGAACUCCGUCGUCCGAUGGGAGUUCAAGAACCCUCAGCCUUUCCUCCGUACACGUGAAUUCCUCUGGCAAGAGGGCCACACGGCGCACUUGACUGAGGACGCCGCCCGGAAGGAAGUCUUGCAGAUCCUUGACUGGUAUGCCGAUAUCUACUCUGAGCUCCUGGCUGUUCCUGUCGUCAAGGGCCAGAAAACCGAGAAGGAGAAAUUCGCCGGAGGUCUUUACACCACUACUGUCGAGGGUUACAUUCCUGCCACUGGACGUGGUAUUCAAGGUGGUACCUCCCACGGCCUCGGCCAGAACUUCAGUAAGAUGUUCAACAUCACCGUUGAGGAUCCUUCUGCCAAGGCUGGUGAGCAGAAGGAGCCCUUGCACGUCUGGCAGAACUCCUGGGGUCUGUCAACCCGUACCCUCGGUGUCAUGGUCAUGAUCCACAGUGACAACAAGGGUUUGAUUCUUCCACCCCGAGUCGCUGAGACUCAAGUUGUCAUUGUUCCUGUCGGCAUCACUGCAAAGAGCACCGAUGAUGAUCGUGAAAAGCUCAAUGCCGAGAUUGACGGACUGGUCGCCGUUCUAGAAGCCGCUGGCAUUCGUGUUCAGAGCGACAAGCGCGAAGGCUACUCUCCCGGCUGGAAGUUCAACCAGUGGGAACUCCGUGGAGUUCCCCUUCGCCUUGAGUUCGGCCCUGGCGAGUCCGCUGGCCACUUUGUCACUGCUGCUCGUCGUGACAUUCCUGGCAAGGAUGGCAAGUCCACCCUUCCUUUGGCUGAUCUCACCAGCGGUGUUACUGCGCUCCUGGAAACCAUCCACACUGAUAUGUUCAACCGUGCCGACGCUGAGUUCAAGGCUCACCGUCCCCAGAUUACCAACUGGGAUGAAUUCACUCCUGCGCUAAACGCGAAGAACCUUUGCCUUGUUCCUUUCUGUCUCCAAAUGGACUGCGAAGACUCCAUCAAGAACCAGAGUGCCCGUAAGGCCGAGGAGGAAUCCGGCGAGGUCACUGAUGCCAAGGCUCCUUCCAUGGGUGCCAAGAGUCUCUGCAUUCCCUUCGAGCAGCCUGAAGGUAUCGAGGCCGGUGUCACCAAGUGCAUCAACCCCAGCUGCUCGAACUUUGCCGAGAAGUGGUGCUUGUUCGGCCGCUCUUACUAA
This is a messenger RNA of Penicillium diatomitis, 1797 nucleotides long. Its product is annotated as proline--tRNA ligase. The record is from RefSeq and is a predicted model, not a curated record. Gene Ontology annotation, cellular component: aminoacyl-tRNA synthetase multienzyme complex; cytoplasm. Gene Ontology annotation, biological process: prolyl-tRNA aminoacylation. Gene Ontology annotation, molecular function: proline-tRNA ligase activity; ATP binding. Bases 1 to 1797 code for a protein of 598 amino acids. Lineage: Eukaryota; Fungi; Ascomycota; Eurotiomycetes; Eurotiales; Aspergillaceae. The transcript has 6 exons.